AGUGACCCAAUGCGAAGCUCCUAUGCCGAGGCUGAUUUGUUGACAGGCAGCGGUGGUGUGGUGAGCCAUCACUACCGGUUGCAGGAGCGCUGUGGCCGACAAGUAGGCUAGAUCUUCAGCAUAUUUGUUGCCAGCGACGAUGCAUUGGAGCAGCUGGAUCGGUGCGAUAGGUCAGUGAUGGCUGCCGCGGGAGUUGCAAUCGCUGUAAAGCUCGAGUCUGUGACGCGGUGGAUAUGUGGGCAUUCUAGAAUUCUCAUGCAAUGGAAUGAGUUAGCAACGAACUCUUAUGGAUUCAUACCUGAGAGCAUUAGAAAAAAAUCCUAUCGCGAUCCUUGUCUCUGGUUGUGCUAUGAUGAAAAGUUUUGCGGUCCGAUAUCAUCCCUGAUAGUAUUCAAACAGUAGUCUUCUCAAAAGAAAAGAAAAAAAUCUGCCAAUCUGCGGUGCCAGCAGUACCAAAUCCAAUAGGACAGUCGCAUCUUCGUCUUCUUCGCAUCCAGGGCAAGCCCCAACGUGCAAUGAAAAGGAAAAAGAAGCCUGUCAGACGUCCAUCAACACCCACCCUGCCCAUGCGCCCGAAGGCAAGACCACGAACAGGGUCGAGAUCAUCAAGAGAACAACUCUCUAUACAGCAGAAGCACGAGGCAACUACCGCCAUCCUUGCGGACAGGGCGAGAGGACCAGAAAAUUCACUCUUGGGUGUCGAGGAUAUACAAUCAUCAACCAGGGUGGAUUCGAUGGCUCUUUUGGGAACCAAAGCAAGAGACAAAUACUAUAGAAAUGAUUCUCCUGUGAAAGAAAACAAGGUUAGACGAUUGCUCUAGAAGCAUGCUGCUGCAGGUAGGGGUGGCACAUACUGAAGUAUUGUCGACGUGAAGAAGAAAAGAAAAAAGAAAAUCGAAAGAACGAGCGGCGGGCGAAGUUUUAUAGAGGGUGGGCGGGCAGAAAUUUUGGCGGGCGGUGAGCGAGUGCCCCUCCC
Messenger RNA from Trichoderma atroviride IMI 206040, 976 nucleotides. The record is from RefSeq and is a predicted model, not a curated record. Lineage: Eukaryota; Fungi; Ascomycota; Sordariomycetes; Hypocreales; Hypocreaceae.